UCCUAAUGCCGAACGGUCGCUGGCUCCCUUGGCAAAAAAAAAUAUAUUAAAUUGCACACAUUACGAAAAUGACGUCACUGCGCGGAAGGGCGUUCUUGUGGAUAUAUUUGCUUUUUCUAAUGGCUGAGAUCUCUUAUUCGGAUGCAGAUUCAAUUGAUGAUCAGUGCAGGCACGCGGACAGCUGCGAAAGAUGCUUAUCCGCUCAUCUGGAAUGCGCUUGGUGCACGGACAAGAAUUACCAAGUGGGAUAUCGUUGUCUCUCUCGCCGGCAACUACUUAACUACAACUGCAGUGAAACGGAUAUAUACGAGAACCAGCCGGUCCUAGAUGUCCUUCAGGAUAAGCCCCUAAAGGACUACGAAACCAGGGAUCAGGCUGUUCAGGUCACACCCCAGCGGGCAUACCUUAAGUUGGUCAAAGGAAACACGCAAAGAAUCAAGCUGAGCUAUAGAACUGCACGCAACAAUCCACUCGAUUUGUACGUACUGAUGGAUCUAACCUGGACAAUGAGGGAUGAUAAGGAAACCCUGGAGGAGUUGGGAGCCCAACUGAGUCAGACUCUAAAAAAUCUAACAGGAAACUACAGACUGGGAUUCGGUUCCUUCGCGGACAAGCCAACUCUACCCAUGAUUCUGCCUCAGCAUAGGGAAAACCCCUGUGCUGCGGAGCGGGCCACGUGUGAACCAACCUAUGGAUAUAGACAUCAACUUUCGCUAACCGAUGAUAUACCAGCGUUCACCUCAACCGUGGCGAACAGCAAAAUCACUGGAAACUUGGACAAUCUCGAAGGCGGCUUGGACGCUCUGAUGCAGGUUAUAGUGUGCACCAAGGAAAUCAGCUGGAAGGAACAAGCUCGAAAAGUGGUGAUCUUAGUGACCGAUGGCUUUAUGCACUUAGCGGGGGACGGACUUCUAGCAGGUAUUAUCCAGCGCAAUGAUAAGCAGUGUCACCUGAAUCAAGCAGGUGAGUACACGGGUUCAUUGGACUACGACUACCCCUCGCUGGAAGAAAUCUAUCGGGAGUUGCUUCGUCGCAAGAUUAAUGUAAUCUUUGCUGUCACCGAGGAGGUGGUAAGUAGCUAUUGGGAACUCAGUGGCCUAAUGAAGGAAAUCAGUUACGUGGAUAUUCUGAGUGCUGAUUCCUCUAAUAUAUUGGAACUAAUCAAAAAGAGCUAUGAGAGUCUGAUUAAACGCACUCAGUUUGCCGAUAAUAGCCCGGAUUUUAUUGACAUGGCUUACUAUACGGAUUGCGGUGGUCAGUUUCCCAGCUUACAAAAGCGGAAUUACUGCAAUAACGUCACUCUGGGCAAGCAGAUUGAUUUCUACGUGGACGUCACCCUCAAGAAAUAUCCCGAUAAUCAGGCUUAUACGCACAAAAUCCGGGUGGAGGAAACCUCCUUGAGCGAGUUCAUGGAUUUGGAUGUUGAGCUUCAGCGGCCGUGUCCCUGCCAGGAAACUCCACAUCCGGAAAACGAGAAAGGCCGUUUCCUGUGCGAUUAUAAGGGCUAUUUGUACUGCGGAAUGUGCGAAUGCGACGAGGGGUGGACUGGGACCUAUUGCACUUGUCCCACAGGUGCCACAAAUGUCACCAGCAAUGAAGCUCUGCUCCAGAAAUGCCGUCAACCGUUUUCGGAUAAAUCCACUUCCGAAUUGGUUUGCUCCAAUCACGGGGACUGUGACUGCGGAAUUUGCCUGUGUGAUCCUGGAUAUACGGGUCCUUUUUGCGAGUGUCGCGAAUGCCUGGACUGCGAUGAAAAGCUGGCGAAUUGUUCUUGCGGCCAGUGCGUUUGCAAAUACGGAUGGUCGGGUAGCAAAUGCAACUGCUCCCCAUUGCAUACCGAUGCCUGUGUGGGACCCACUGGCGAAAUAUGCUCGGAAAGAGGCACCUGCCAGUGCGAGAAGUGCCAGUGUGAGGAGCCGUAUUUGGGUAAAUUCUGUGAAAUCGAUCCAGAGAAGGACAACAAACUGUGUUUGUUCUAUGAGCCCUGUGUCACAUGUCUGAUCGAGCAAAAACAGGGAAUGGGAGUCUGCGAAAACUUGACUGAAAUUUGCAGCAGUUUGGAUAGACAAGAAACCUAUCCAUACAACUUUGUCCACGAGCUGGAUCCCGAGCAGGAUCAAUGCUUGGUGCGACUGGUGAACAAGCAUGGCAUCCAAUGUGACAGCUUCUUCGCCUACCAGGUCGUCGACCACUCAAACUUCUUGACCAUCCAGGCAGUUGAUUGCGAGCCCUCGGAUUACGUGGCUCUGGUGGGAUAUAUAUCGGUAUUUACUCUGCUCAUUGGACUCUUGACCAUUUUCCUAUUUCUGUGGUACAUUCGAGCUAAGGAUGCUAGGGAAUAUGCCAAGUUUGAGGAAGAUCAGAAGAACAGUGUCCGACAGGAGAAUCCCAUUUACAGGGAUCCAGUGGGAAGAUAUGAAGUGCCCAAGGCGCUAAGUGUUAAGCAUGAUGAGAAUCCUUUCGCAAGUUAACUUUGAAAAACGUUUUUUAAAAUUUAUUAGAUUGUACUUCAGCCAACCUACGUCUGAACAUUUUUUCAAUAUUUGUUUAUGCCCGUUACUCGUAGAGUCAUAUGAUACACUAGAUUCGAGUUGAAAAGUAUGUAACGGGAAAAAGUAAGCGUUUCCGUUCAUAUAAAGUAUAUAUAAGUAUAUUUUCUUGAUCACUAUAAAUAGCCGAAUGAAUCUGGCCAUGUCCGAGCGUCCGUUUUUUUUCUAAUUUCGUUCCCAAUUUCUGUCGGUAUUCAAAAAAAUCUCUCCUUCGAAUUUUCACUAGAUGAGUAAUGGAUAACUGAUAGUCGGGUAACUCGACUAUAGCACUCUCUCUCUUGUUUUUAAGCUCUUUUAACUCGAAAUUGACGAGUUUACGAAAAUAUUAAUACAAAUAUUAAUUUUAAGUGUUUAUUAGAAGUAAGAAGCCCCGUUCUGUAAUAACAAUCCAAUUCCAAGACUGGUCACAACAAUAGCACUAUUAAGAUCAAUGUUUUUAUAUAAUAUAUUUAGAACAUAAAUUUGUUUUUUAUACAUAAAAAUUUAAUAAAUUUGUGCAAAAAUU
Drosophila sechellia is the source of this 3054-nucleotide messenger RNA. RefSeq names its product Integrin betanu subunit (gene Itgbn). Gene Ontology annotation, molecular function: integrin binding. Gene Ontology annotation, cellular component: focal adhesion; integrin complex; cell surface. The record is from RefSeq and is a predicted model, not a curated record. The transcript is spliced from 6 exons. Lineage: Eukaryota; Metazoa; Arthropoda; Insecta; Diptera; Drosophilidae. The coding region runs from base 69 to 2471 and encodes 800 amino acids. Gene Ontology annotation, biological process: cell-matrix adhesion; integrin-mediated signaling pathway; cell migration.